AUGUCCUACUUUUUUGCCACCCCGGUAGAUAUCGAUAUCGUUCUUGAAGAUAGCGAUGAGCGCCAGGUGGUCGACAUAAGAGAAAAACAGCGACGUGAGAAAGCGCCCCUGUAUAUGGAUGGAGAGUCCGUAAAGGGUCAAGUUACGGUGCGUCCAAAAGAUGGAAAGCGCUUAGAGCACACUGGCAUUAAAGUCCAAUUCAUUGGUACAAUAGAGAUGUUCUUCGAUAGAGGCAAUCAUUACGAGUUUCUCUCCCUAAAUCAAGAGCUCGCGGCACCGGGCGAGUUACAACAUCCCCAGACUUUCGAUUUCAAUUUCAAGAACGUCGAAAAGCAAUACGAGUCAUACAACGGUAUCAAUGUGAAAUUACGGUACUUCGUGCGUGUGACAGUUGCGCGUCGUAUGGCCGAUGUCAUUCGCGAGAAGGAUCUUUGGGUCUACAGCUACCGAAUUCCGCCCGAGAUGAACAGUUCAAUCAAGAUGGAUGUUGGUAUCGAGGAUUGUUUACAUAUCGAAUUCGAAUAUAGCAAGAGCAAGUACCACCUUAAGGACGUCAUCGUCGGCCGUAUCUACUUUCUGUUAGUUCGUCUCAAAAUCAAGCAUAUGGAACUGAGCAUAAUUCGGAGAGAGACGACUGGCGCUGCACCCAAUCAAUAUAACGAGAGCGAAACCCUUGUGCGCUUCGAGAUAAUGGAUGGUUCCCCUUCACGCGGCGAGACCAUCCCUAUUCGACUGUUCCUUGGGGGGUUUGAUUUGACUCCUACAUUCCGCGACGUGAACAAGAAAUUCUCUACGCGCUACUACCUGAGUCUAGUGUUAAUAGACGAGGAUGCUAGGCGAUACUUUAAACAGUCUGAGAUUAUCCUAUAUCGGCAAGCCCCAGACGCUGCGGCCGCGAAUGGAAACCAGCAAAUGGUAGUGUCAGUCCCAGAAUCUACUCGCCAAAUGCCUUUGCCAAUCCAGGCAUGA
Messenger RNA from Hypoxylon trugodes, 969 nucleotides. Its product is annotated as vacuolar protein sorting-associated protein 26. Gene Ontology annotation, cellular component: endosome; retromer complex. Lineage: Eukaryota; Fungi; Ascomycota; Sordariomycetes; Xylariales; Hypoxylaceae. The transcript has 3 exons. Gene Ontology annotation, biological process: retrograde transport, endosome to Golgi; intracellular protein transport. Bases 1 to 969 code for a protein of 322 amino acids. The record is from RefSeq and is a predicted model, not a curated record.